CUUAGUACAAAAUUAUCGGCAAAUGUGUGGCAUUCGCACUUCAUGACAGUGGAUUCAAAAUGAAUUUAACUAAUAUUAUAUUUAUUUUCACAAUAUUAGCUGUAGUUAGUGCAGUGAAGAAAAGUUACGAUGGGUAUUCACUAUAUAAAAUCAUACCAAAAGAUGACAGUGAAGUGAACGUAUUACAAGAAAUUAAACGCAAGAAUCUGGGCGAGUUCUGGAGUGAUGAUUUCAAGGUUGGCUUUGAUGCCAAGAUCAUGGUGGCUCCGGAAAAGCGUGAUGAGUUUGUCCAAUAUGUAACAAAUGAAAAUAUUGAAGCGACAGUGGCUAUUGAAGAUAUACAAACAGCGAUCAACCGUCAACUUAAUCCUGACGUCAUUAGAACUUCUCAAUCCUAUCUGUCUUACUCUUGGUCAGAAUACCACAACUUAAACGCCAUCUACACAUGGCUUGAUGAACUUCAAACAAACCAUCCGAAUAUUGCCAAAACUGUUGUCAUGGGUCAAUCUGUAGAAAACAGAGAUAUUAAAGGAAUCGUCAUUAAUCAUCACCCGGAAAGAGAAAAUAAAAGAGUUGGAAUGAUAGAAGGUACACUUCAUGCUCGUGAAUGGAUUUCUGCAGCGACGGUUACUUGGAUCAUUAAGGAAUUCUUGACUAGUGAUGACCCUGAAAUUAGAGCUUUGGCAGAAAACUUCGAAUGGCAUAUCUUCCCUGUAGUUAACCCUGAUGGUUAUUCUUAUACUUUUACUGAUAAUCGUAUGUGGAGAAAGAAUCGUAGUCCCGCUUCUAUAAAGACUUGCCCAGAAGGUACUGAUGACGAUAUGAGCCACGGUGUGGAUCUCAAUAGGAACUUUGAUUUUCAAUGGCUGACUGUAGGCGCAUCCAAUGAUUCCUGCACAAAUACAUUUGCUGGUCCAACGGCAUUCUCAGAGCCUGAAACGAGAGCCAUUGCCCAAUAUGUGGGCACCCUCAAUGACCAAGGAGAAUUUGUUUACUAUAUCGCGUUCCAUUCUUACACCCAGUUGAUCAUCAUACCUUAUAGUCACGUGCAAAGUGAUGGCUCACUGCUCUCUGGAAAUUAUGGUGACAUGUACGAAAUUGCAAUCAGAGGAGCUGAUGCCUUGAGGAAAAGAUAUGGAACAACUUACCGAGUUGGUUUGUCUGCUAAUGUGAUGUAUCCCAUGAGCGGCACCAGUUUCGAUUGGGUCAAGCACGCCUACAACGUGCCCGUUACUUACCUCAUGGAGCUUCGUGACCUUGGGGAGUUCGGUUUCCUGCUUCCAGCCAAUCAGAUCAUACCAACGGCUUUAGAAACUAUGGAUGCUCUUGUGGAGAUGGAUAGGAAUACAGAGAAGAUUGGAUAUUACCAUGCUUCGGCUGGUGGCAUGUUUUAUUCUAUGACUGUUGUUUUAGCUGGUGUUUUUAUUAUUUUGUUCCAUUAACAACCGUUUGUUAAAAUACUCUUGACUGCAGCUUCCAGACAUAGUUAAAUUUUAAUCAAUACUCAUUUAGUUUGUACUAAAUCAUGACAGCUAAACAAAGCAAUCAAACGUUUUUUAAAUAAAAUAUGUUACCUUAACUAACAGUAUGUUUAAAAGGUGUUAAAAGUAAUUAAAAAGCUUAAAUAAUAUGUGCUCUCGAUACAAUAUCCUCUUACCAACAAAAUAAAGAACUAUUUAUUUAUAA
Messenger RNA from Helicoverpa armigera (cotton bollworm), 1686 nucleotides. Its product is annotated as zinc carboxypeptidase. The coding region runs from base 60 to 1442 and encodes 460 amino acids. The record is from RefSeq and is a predicted model, not a curated record. Gene Ontology annotation, biological process: proteolysis. Gene Ontology annotation, molecular function: zinc ion binding; metallocarboxypeptidase activity. The transcript has 6 exons. Lineage: Eukaryota; Metazoa; Arthropoda; Insecta; Lepidoptera; Noctuidae.